CCUUCCCUCUUCUUCUACUUCUUCUAAAUCUUCUUCUAAUAAUUCUUCUGUUUCGAUUCACCGAUUCUUGGACGGUGGCAUCGUAACAAAUAAAAAUGCCGUCCUCUUCAUCAUUUACCGUAGUAAUAUUCGUCGCUGUUGCGGCAUUUGCUUGUAUAUCCAAUAAUGUUGUCAAUGCAUUAACAGCACAACAUGUCAUUGACUCUCCGUUAUUAACAGAGAAGAUUGGCACUAAUCGAACCAUUAAAGUCGAUAUUAGUGGUAAAGGAGACUUUACAUCUGUUCAAGCUGCUAUUGAUUCAGUUCCAGCUGGAAAUUCUCAAUGGAUCAUCAUUCAUGUUAGGAAAGGACUCUACAGAGAAAAAGUGCAUAUACCAGAAAACAAGCCAUACAUAUUCUUGAGAGGAAAUGGAAAAGGAAGAUCACACAUCAUGUGGAACGAAAGCGCUACCGAUAACCUAGAAUCUGCAACUCUCAGGGUUGAAGCUAACAACUUCAUUGCUUUCGGUAUUAGUUUCAAGAAUGAGGCGGCCAUUGGAAUGCCCUUCACUUCUACAAAUCAAUCAGUGGCUGCAUUGGUGGGUGCCGAUAAAGUUGCAUUCUAUCACUGUGGAUUCUACAGCGCUCACAAUACCCUUUUCGAUUACAAAGGCAGGCACUACUAUGACAAUUGUUACAUACAGGGCACAAUAGACUUCAUCUUUGGUCGCGGUCAAUCAAUCUUUCACAGCUGUGAAAUCUUUGUGGUUGGCGAUAAAAGAGUAGAAAUUCAUGGGUCAAUCACUGCACAAAACAAGCAAACACAAGAGGAAGACAGUGGUUUUGUGUUUCUUAAAGGAAAGGUUUAUGGUAUUGGUAGUAGCUACUUGGGUAGGGCUAGGGGUGCCUAUUCUAGGGUUGUUUUUGCGAAGACUUACCUAUCUAGGGCUAUUGUCCCUGAGGGUUGGACCAACUGGAGCUACGUCGGACCAACUAAGGAUUUAUUCCACGCGGAAUACGACACUCAUGGACCAGGAGCAGAACAAGAAGGAAGAGCAGCAUGGUCUAAGCAGUUGACGGAGAAAGAAGCUGCACCAUUCAUGUCUAUUGAUUUCAUUAGUGGCAAAGAAUGGUUGCCUGUUUAUAACGAAGAUUAAUUUUCAUUUCUUCUAUAUAAUACAAUACGUUAACAACCCUGUAAUUCGGUUUUAAUUCCACGCAUCGAUCUAAUUCUGUAAUAUUCAUUGGUUUUGGUUAAGUAAUGUUGUAUCAUGUAUAUCACAGAUUUACCCAAUAUAAUUGCCAGCAACUGAUUAUAUUGGACAGUUCACUUACA
Molecule: messenger RNA, 1315 nt
Organism: Papaver somniferum (opium poppy)
Lineage: Eukaryota; Viridiplantae; Streptophyta; Magnoliopsida; Ranunculales; Papaveraceae
Product: probable pectinesterase 67
Exons: 5
Coding region: 96-1136 (346 amino acids)
Biological process (GO): cell wall modification
Molecular function (GO): pectinesterase activity
Source: RefSeq, a predicted model, not a curated record